Messenger RNA from Notodromas monacha, 1007 nucleotides. The record is from the annotation of a GenBank genome assembly. Lineage: Eukaryota; Metazoa; Arthropoda; Ostracoda; Podocopida; Cyprididae.
AUGGAGGAGACAAUGCCGGAAAGUCUGAACAUCCACCCGCUUCGGGAAAUAAAAAUCCAGACUGAAUUGGACCACGAACUCGCUGUUCUGCGAGGCGCGCAGAUCAACGGUUGGCGUAUUAUUCGUUCUGUCCAGAUCCCUGCUGGACGCUGCGAAGAGACGCUGUUGCCAUCUCUGCUUAAGGCCGGCUUGGUGCAUUCCGGGGACUACUCUAGGCCUGCUCAUUCCGACAACAUCAUCACUGCUGUGCAGACCCAUGACAUCUUGAUUUACGUCGGGAUCAUAGUGGUGUUCUAUGCGCUUGUCGUCCUGGUCGUCCUCGGUGCGCGGUGCCGCCGCAGCGGACAACCUCGUUUCCUGUCGGAUCCGGUCGACGAAGACGAUGAAGAGAUUGAAGAUCCGCGACAUCUAGUAGUUUACGAUCCAGACCGCGACAUCGCGAUUCAGGCUUCAAGCCACGAUACCACCCACGCCCAGCACUACAGCGGAAAACCUGUCUGAACUCGUGCAGCUUAUUGACCCAUCUCUGCUGGAUUUGUAUGCGUCUUGUUCUUGUCUGAACUCAAAUGAGAAACUUGCAGUAUUCUGGAUCCGUUGCCACGCUUGUAUAGGCUUCUCGGAAGUUUUUGACGAUUGAAAUUCGAGCUGACGUGUGCACCCUUAAAACCAAAGAAAACGAAGUUCUCGCAGGUUGACCACGAAUCCCGCCCCGGUUGAUCCAAGCAGACAAAACUUGGAUUCUGCUCUUUACUUUGAUUCACGCCACGAGCUGCGCGAGCGGCGGAAAAUCUAAAACUUUUUCGAGAGGGUUGUGCUUGCAAGACAUACUUAACGUUUGUAGAUUACUCAUAGUUUUGACAUGCGAACUGACACUAGUGCUUCGUGUUUGACUUGAAUAUGCGUCGCCGUGGCGUUGAAUAAUUGGUAUUAUAUAUGAUUGUCAUUCUUUUUCUUCAGAUGUCACAUCCCUACAAUCCGGUGAAAAUAUACGACUUCGGUUUGAAAUA